Knipowitschia caucasica is the source of this 534-nucleotide messenger RNA. NCBI's taxonomy places the organism in Eukaryota, Metazoa, Chordata, Actinopteri, Gobiiformes, Gobiidae. The record is from the annotation of a GenBank genome assembly.
AUGUUGAUUCCAUUGUUAAACCCUGAAAUAACUCGCAUCAUAAUCAUCCCGGCUGCCACCGGAGCUGUUUCCCUGAAGCUUAGCUGGCAUUUGGGAGACGCAGAUGGAGGGAGGAGAGAGGACGAAAGCAGAGACGUCAGGCACAACCCACUUCCACCGGUGGACUACAAAUACCGGAGACGCGCGGGGUGCAUUUGUAUUUACACCGCUGUCAUUACGCACGCGUUUGGCCGCUGUGGCUGUCUCUUUACGCACAGCCCGAUAGCCCUCACGGAGCUCACUUCGGCUCGGACCGGCUUCGUUUCUCGGACCACAGCGGCGCGGCAGGAAAAGCAGGAGACAAAGGAACAACCUCCAGCUGCUGAAGGCUCCGAAAACAAACAGGAGAUCCACUCAGCGCCGGAGACAAAGGCGAUCGAUCUUGAAGCCACAAGAGGCAGGACUUGUCUGUGCUGGUGCCCGCUGACAGAGGCAGGAUGCUGGCUAAGAUCCUGGAGGACAUGUGGGUGGACCCGGACGUCCUGGAGGCUCUGA